This is a messenger RNA of Megalopta genalis, 4619 nucleotides long. Its product is annotated as tubulin glycylase 3A-like. Gene Ontology annotation, cellular component: microtubule cytoskeleton; axoneme. Gene Ontology annotation, biological process: cilium movement; protein polyglycylation; cilium assembly. The record is from RefSeq and is a predicted model, not a curated record. Gene Ontology annotation, molecular function: protein-glycine ligase activity, initiating. Lineage: Eukaryota; Metazoa; Arthropoda; Insecta; Hymenoptera; Halictidae.
UAUUCGUGCUUUGAAGCUUAUUUUUAUUGUCAAUCAAUAUACCAUAAAAAACGAGCCACAAGGCUCGAACAGUCGUAUCUCCAUUUCCAAAAUCGUCGAUUUUUGUGGACAAUCCGAGCGUCAAUUAGAGAGACAUUACUGUAUUGGAGCGUAAUAGCCGAUACAACUUCACUUCUCGCUGCUUUCGAUCAUGUAUUGACACCGACAGUGACAUGUUUGUCCCACGGUUUCCUUCGUUCUUUCGGAGAUCGUCCGUAUUUCGUAACGUUUUCAAUAUUUCAGUGACACAUCACCCACGAGCAUCCUUUUAACGCCCUCCGUCCACGCCACCCGCACUCGGGUAUCCUCCGAAUGAAGUCGUACAGUCGAAUUCUAUGAUUUCCCACACCAUACAUCAAAUCGUAUCUAAUGCUGAUCCAGGGUAAACUGCCGUCGACCUCUUCGGGCCCGUUCUUCCUCCGGCGAAGCGCGUUGCGAUGAAGCUGGACUAGAGAUCGACCGUGUGACUCAGCGCGGCGAGACUCGCCUAAAUACCUGCAAGUGCACUACAUGAAUGCGAACGAUGAGGCUGCCUCGAAUCUGGAGCCGGUCAGCCCGGAAAAAGCGGAGAAAAAUGACACGGAGACCGUAGAGGAGAACGUCGCGCAGCCGGAAACGAACACGAACAAUGCUUCCGGCGACGCGAAGGAACCCAAAGAAGAAGAAUCCGUUCAAGCCCUCGUGGAACUGCCACCGACGCUCCACGAGCGCUUCAUGCGCAUCAAGGAGAUGGUAAAGGACGCCAUAACAGCUCACCACACGUUCAUGAUCUACGGAAGGGCUCGCGUGGUCCGGGAAUGUCUGCUGAAGAGGGGCUGGUGCGAGAAAUUCUUCCGGAAGAAUCCGACCGCCGAACAUUUCACCGUGAACUCGAGUCCCGUGGUGCUGCUGGCCGGCAUCGGCGACUUGAAGGACCAGCAGAGCGAACGGCAGCUGAUCUCGAGGAUGCUCAGCAACCAUACCGUCGACUUCCUGUGGAACACGGGGUCCGAGUGGCCCGGAUGGCCGUCCCAGGACAACAAGACCACCAUCUUCAACAGAUACUGCCGGGCCGGAUUCACCUCGAAGGUGGGCUUGUGCUCGAACGUCAGACAGAUGCACUGGUAUUACGAGGCCGGGGUGGCGAACACCCUCUUCCCUCGCUGCUACAACCUGUGCCAAGGUGAUCAGAUGCACGCGUUCGUCGAAGACUUUCGGUUCACGGCCUGCCUGAGCCUGCUGAAGUGGCUGGUAGACAAGAUCAACGCGGAAGGCGAGAACGCGGUGCGAUCGCCGACGGGCACGGUGCCAUUAAAGGCCCUGGAGUUCGCGAUCAAGCGGUGCAGCGAUUACAUCAGCGCCCAGUCCCACGAGGACAUCGAUCAGGAGACGGAGAGGGUGUGGGCGCAUCAGUGGGACCAGUUUAUCAGCUGGUACUAUCUGAUCGUCCACGGCCAGUCGUUGUUCAUUCGGAACAGCGUGCCUUUUCAAAAAUUCUUCCUGGCGGCGAAGCACAUCCUGAAGAAGAUGAGGAAGUACUGUCCCCAGAUGGACAUGGACGGCACGAUGAACGUGUGGAUCAUGAAGCCUGGGAACAAGAGUCGGGGCCGCGGCAUCGUGCUGCUCAACAAACUGGAGGACGUGAUGGCGAAGAUGAAUCCGUCGAACAAAACGGACACCCGUUACGUCGUGCAGAAGUACAUCGAACGGCCGUUGCUCAUUCACAGCACGAAGUUCGACAUCAGGCAGUGGUUCAUCGUCACCUGCGCCCAGCCCCUGACUCUCUGGAUAUACAAGGAGAGCUAUCUGCGGUUCUGCUCGCAGAAAUUCUGCCUGACGAACUUCCACGAAUCGAUCCACCUGUGCAAUCACGCGAUCCAGUGCAAGUACACGAAUUGCGGCGACAGGGAUCCUGCGUUGCCCUCGGACAACAUGUGGGACGCGACCACCUUCAAGGACUUCCUCAAGUCCCAGGGUCACGACAAGGCGUGGGACGAGACCAUAUACCCGGGGAUGAAGCAGGGUCUGGUGGGAUCUCUGCUGGCCAGCCAGGAAGCCAUGGAUCGCCGGAAGAACAGCUUCGAGCUUUACGGCGCGGACUUCAUGGUCAUGGAGGACUUUUCCGUCUGGCUGAUCGAGAUCAACAGCCACCCGGACAUGAGCUACUCGAGCAAAGUGACCACUCGCCUCUGCAGACAGGUCUUGGAGGACACCGUGAAAGUGGUGAUCGAUUUCCGGGAGGAUAAGAACGCGGACACGGGGGAGUUCGAGCUGGCUUACAGGCAGAGGAUGCCCAGCUGUCAGCCGUAUCUGGGCGCGGCGUUGUCCCUUCAAGGGACUCGAAUCACGUCUUUCGAGAAGAAGUCGAAUUGCUUCGGCCAGGACUCCAAAGUCAGCCUUUCGUCCAAGACGCCGAUGACGUGUCUGACGAAGAAGAAGUCGACGGUGAACACGCAGAUCGGACCAGUGAUCGUCGAUCUGAUCGAGGAGCUGGAGAUCCAGCUGGACCAGGAGUUCUACGCCUACUACAAGGUGGACUCGCCCAAAUUCAGGCAAGCACUGCCAGCGACUGCGGCACCGAAAUCCCCGAAGACCGCCAUGCUGGUCGAUAAGCAGGAGUCGACCGUGAAAAGCGCACCCACGGGUGGCAGACCCAAUGUUAAAUCCAAGUCGUUGGGGGCGGUUCAGAACUUGAAGAUACCCGAGAAGACCAUCGGCAGUCAGAGGGCGCCAUCUCGGACGCCGAGAAAGUCGAGGGCGUUUACCGGAGCGACGACCUACAAAAUGGACGGGUCACCCGUCAGGCAGUCCUUGAUCUCGAAGAUCAUGGCCUUCCAGAAACAGUCGACGAAGCUGGCCCCGAAGAGCGACAAGCCGAGCAAAACGACUCAGGAGAAGAUCAUCAAGUCGGCUGUGCGGGACGCUAUCAAAAAGUACAAAAGAAGCGGCACCCUGGCUCCGAGCCCGUCGGAUGUGCCGGCACUGCCUUCUCUACUGCCGUCGAGCAGAACGAGCGAAGUGACCACGGGGAAGAGCAAGAGCCGCAGCGUCGUCCCGAGGAAGAGCGUUCAUCAGAGGAAGAACAUGGUGCUGACCGACAUCACCGACAUGUACGCGGUCGGCAUGAGGCUGACAAAAUAAUCCGGCUUGGAGACAAUUGAGAAAUUGCUACGCUGUCCCGCGGAUCUGAUGUGGUAUACGAACAAAAAGGUUACCACGAAAAUGGACGACAAAACCAUAGUCAAUAAAUUCUCCGGCUGUUAUUUUACGUCGAAGGCCGCACAGAUCGAGGAGUUCGUGCGGGACUUUCGGAUCACCGCUUGCAUGGGGAUCCUCAAGUGGUUUCUGUUUUUAGCCAGCGUGGCCGGAUCGAACGCCACUUGGUCAGCGACCGGCACCGUGCCCAUGUCCGCCAUAUUGUUCGCACUGGAGCGUUGCAGGGAAUACAUAAGCGUGUGCGCGCACGAGGACAUCGACGAGCACAAGGAUGCGAGCGUGUCGCCGGCCGAUUGGAGCCAGUUCCUGACUUGGUACGAACGCUUCUUGCACAAACGCGAGAUCCUGGAGAAAAGCGACGGGCUCGACAUCGAGAACCUCGUGUCGUACACGGCGAACACUCUGAAGGACAUGAUACAGUGCCGGCCACAGAGUCGGAUCGACGGGAUGAGGAACGUGUGGAUCUUGAAGCCGGGCGACAAGAGCUUGGGCAGGGGCAUAGUGUUGAAGAAUUCGCUGGCCGACAUCCUGAACAAGGUGAACCACGCCGCGAAGGAGUACAUGCAGUACGUCGUGCAGAAGUACAUAGAACGGCCUCUGCUCGUCCACAAAACGAAAGUCGACGUCAGACAAUGGUUUCUGAUCACGAGCACGCAACCGUUGGUCGUCUGGAUGUACAAGGACAUCCUGCUGCGGUUCGCGUCGAAGGACUUCACGCUCGAAAACUUCCACGAGUCGAUUCACCUGUGCAACACCACGGUGCAGCUGAAGUACAGGAAAACGGUGAAACCGAACGCGCGGAUACCCGGCGAGCUCCACUGGAAUCUUCAGAGGUUCAAGGAAUACUUAAAAGCGACGGAUCGCGAGUUCGCCUGGGAGAAGCUGAUCAAGCCGGGCAUAAAGCAGAAUUUAAUAGGGGCACUUCUGGCAUCUCAAGAAAACAUGGUGAAUCGCCGGAACAGCUUCCAAUUAUACGGCGCCGAUUUCCUGAUAAUGGACGACCUGUCGGUCUGGUUAAUCGAGAUCAAUACGAACCCGAGGCUGCAUCCGCCGAGCAGCUCCGUUACCGGGAAACUUUACCCGGAAGUGAUCGAGGACACGAUGAAAGUGGUUGUAGACGGUCGCAAGAACAGGAAGGCUCCCUGCGGGAAAUUCGAAUGCAUUUACAAGCAGCGCAGUCCAUUUCACGGUAAUGUUUUCGGGCAAGCGAUGAGUCUGGGAAUUCGUGGGAAAGCUCUGCUGCCCUCGCAGUCUUCGCCGCGGAAAUCAUGAAUAAUAAUACCCUACGGGCUCGCGGCGAAUCUCCGCCCCGUCUACGCGUGUCCGCAGUGCCAAAUAACUUCUACACGAUGGAUUUAAUAAAAACGUGUUUAUUUUACAAGUAA